Molecule: messenger RNA, 261 nt
Organism: Parnassius apollo (apollo)
Lineage: Eukaryota; Metazoa; Arthropoda; Insecta; Lepidoptera; Papilionidae
Source: the annotation of a GenBank genome assembly
AUGCACGGCGCUCUCCGAACGGAGCGGAGGCGGUCACGCUCGGGCGCCGCGCUGCGAGAUCGCUAUCGGCGGCGCCUUCGCAGGGCGACGUCGCCGUGUCCUCGCGCUCGCGGACGAUGCGGCCGCAAAUGGCGCAACGCAGCGGAGGCCGUGACGCCGUGCGGCCGAGAGAAUGUCGGCUCCGCGCGGGAGCGAGAAACGAGCGCGCACGAAACGUUUCGCAACUGCGGACUGCGGAUGGGCUCACGGGGCCCAAAAUAA